UUUUUUUUUUUUUAUAUUUUUCAUUUAUUUCCCCUUGCAGCAAGUGCGUGCAGACUGACGGCAUAGUAUGAUUUCUUUUUUGUUUUUUUUUUUUUAUACUUGUUCCCCCAAAACUAUUCAUUUUCUUCAUAUAUUAAUGAAAAAAAAAAAAACAAAAAAAAUUUUAAAAUUUUUCAUUAUAAUUUUCGUUAUUGUUUUUAAAUUUUAUUUUUUGAAAUUGAUAUUGAUUCAGGUCGUCGUCAAGGUGACUAAUUUUGGCCUUGAUAAAAAAUGAUGAUGAUAAAAAAAAAAAUAAAAAUUUAAUUAUUAAAUAAAGAGGCCAUCUAAAGUUAAAAAAAAAAAUAAAUAAAUAAAAAUAUUUGAAUAUUGAAUAAAAAAUACUUGAUGAGUGUAAUAUUAUGUCGAAGGUACAAAAUUGCAAGCGAUAUAAUAAUUGUGGUACAAUAAAUAGCUGGACAUUAUCACAAUAUCUAAAUGAACAUAUAGAAAUAAAAAAAAUAUAUAUACAAGGUUGAAUAAUACACCCACACAUACGCAUGAUCAUCGCGGUGGUAUAGGGAGAGGGGGUGUUCGCCCCCCCAUCAUGUGGGGCUCGGAUAGUUGCCGCUCCCUCGGCCCCCAACAACUUCCCAGUCGUCCCCCUGCAGUGAUAUCAGUCACGACUCGAACGAGGGAGUUGCAACGUGUUUGUGGUCCCCCUUGUCUUUAAAAAAAUUCUUUAAUCAACAUUUAAUAUUUUUCAAGAUACAUCAUAUACAAUAACAGUAAAAUAACAUUAUUUUUAAAUAAAUAUAAAUUUAAACAAUCAAGCCAAUAUUUAUAACACAGGAUUAAUAAAUAAUUGGAAAAAAAAAAACAUAAAUUUCUUUAAUUAGGGUCAACUGUGGUGUAUAUAUUUAUUAAAAGCUGAAGCUGAGACUUCAACCAAUUUGUAGUUAUUAAAACGACUACAUAUUUUUAUUUCUUGCUGUUUUGUUGCUGUGUGUUAUUCAGAUUUUUCAUCAAAAUGGGAGACAAAACAUUUAAUUUAACUUGGAACAAUCAUUUGGCAAAUUUAUCUGGUCUAUUUGAAGGACUCUACAAGAGUGGAUCACUGACUGAUACAACAUUAUCAUGCCAAGGUGGUAUGCUGAGAGCACAUAGAUUGGUUUUAGCAGCAUGUAGUCCUUACUUUGAACGUGUUUUUAAAGAACAUUAUGGAGAACAGCCAAUUCUUAUUUUAAAAGGAAUUGCUGUUGAAGAAAUGGAAUGUCUAUUGGAUUUUAUGUAUCGUGGUUCAAUAAAUGUUACUGAGGAACAUUUACCAUCAUUAAUUAAAACAGCAACUGAUCUUGAAAUACGUGGUUUAUCUGGUGAUCAUAGAAAUGACAGUAAUAAUAUGUAUUUAAGAACAGAAUCACGUGGUCAAAAUGAAACAAGAUUACAUACAAUGGAUUUUAGAAAAACACAACAAAUAUCAUUUUUAUCAAAACAAGGAAGUACUAGUUCAAUUGGUGGUAUUAAACUUGAAGAAGUUGAAGUUGAAGAUGAUCCAAUGAUUAUGGAAGGAGCUGAUGAUAAUUAUGAAGAAUCAUUACCACCUGUUAAAGAUCAAAUUAAACGUAUACCACCACCAAUGUACAAAAGAAAUAAUUGUUUUGAUGGUCAAACAAGAAAUAUUGGUAAUCGUAAUAUAUAUAAAGAAAUUGAAACAAAAAGAUCAAUUGAUAUUAAUGGUGAUAAUUAUGAGGGUGAAUUGCAAAUUGAUCAUUAUAGAACAGAUGAUGCUUACAAUAGUAAUACAGAUCCAACAGUGCCAGCUAUUCAAAUGAAUGAUGAUUCAAUGGAACAAGGACGAUCAGGAAUGACCUCUCCAAAUGGUACAACAAUUGAAACACCAGUUAAAACAGAAAAAAAUUUAACUGCUUUUAAACCAAGUAAUACUCCAAAAGUUUGUAAAAAAGUUGAUGCUAAAGGUAAAGCACAGUAUAAGCCAUUUCCUUGUGAUCUUUGUACAUUGGCAUUUACACGUGCAUCACAUUUAGCAAGACAUAGACGUGUACAUACUGGUGAACGACCAUUUGCUUGUAAUUUAUGUCCACGUAUGUUUGCACGUCAAGAUAAAUUAAAACAACACUUGGAUUCACAUCUUCAAUGGCCAAAACGUAAAUCAAUGAAUGUUGGAUAUGCCACUGCAAUUAAUCAAAAUACAACAACAACCACAACAACAACAUCAACACCAACAACACCAAAUACAACAACAACAGUUAAUCUUGCGACAAAAGGAAAACGUGGAAGACCAAGAAAGUUGUCUGCUGGGCAGUCAGCCAUGGAAGAUAUAUUAAAAUUUGGUGAAUUCAGUUCAAUGCUUAAUAAAACACAACCAUUGAAUAACUAGUUAAAUUUGAAUAAAAUAAAAAUAUAUAAAAUUAUAAAAUGCAGUUUAAAGUGGAAUAAAUAAAUCGGAUAAUGGUGAAAAUUUAAAAGACUGUAAGCACAAGUAUUUUUAAAUACAAAUAUGAUAAAAUUUAUUUGAGAUAAUGAAUAAUUUCUUUGGGUACGUUGUCAGGAAUCUUUUUUAAAUUAUAUAAUACAAUUAAUCAUUUAAUAAUGGAGGAAAAAAAUUCAAAAAUAAUUAAAUUUAAAAUUACCUGAACGUACCUUGUCAAAAGAUCUAUUCACCAUAAAUUCAAGAAAAAAAAAAAAAAAACAAAUAUCCAAAUACUGCAUAAUUAAUAUAAAUAA
This is a messenger RNA of Aphidius gifuensis, 2724 nucleotides long. RefSeq names its product protein tramtrack, beta isoform-like. The coding region runs from base 1007 to 2377 and encodes 456 amino acids. Gene Ontology annotation, biological process: regulation of transcription by RNA polymerase II. Gene Ontology annotation, cellular component: nucleus. The transcript has 6 exons. Gene Ontology annotation, molecular function: protein binding. The record is from RefSeq and is a predicted model, not a curated record. NCBI's taxonomy places the organism in Eukaryota, Metazoa, Arthropoda, Insecta, Hymenoptera, Braconidae.